Messenger RNA from Ilex paraguariensis (yerba mate), 2980 nucleotides. NCBI's taxonomy places the organism in Eukaryota, Viridiplantae, Streptophyta, Magnoliopsida, Aquifoliales, Aquifoliaceae. The record is from the annotation of a GenBank genome assembly.
GGCGCUGUGUCUGUCCUUUCCCUGAUAAGCCCGGUUCUUUGCUCGCAUGGGCGUAUUAUAGAUUAUGCCCUUGAACUUCGAGAUCAGCUUAAUCUCUCUAUCCCAUUCGAUUCUCAGUUUCAAAACCCUAACAUUCAUCAAUUUCUCUCUCCAGAAAUCAAACUAUUGUAAAUUCAGCUCAGUUCGGGUAAAUUCAACCUCCGUAAAUGGCGUUUUCGUAAUGCUUCUAUGAAUUGUUUGAGUCGAAGCUCUAAGAGAGAGAGAAAAAGUAGUGCUACGUGUCUCUGUGUGUGUCCAUUUUGAGAGAGAGAGAGAGUACAGGCUUUGAAGUUCGGAAAGUUGAGAAAUAGGAAGCAAGAGCACAGGAAUUUCGGGAACCAAACUUCGAAGUACUCGUAGGUCUCCUUAAAACUGCUUCGAUCUGUUUUCGUACAGCUGAUAGGCCGCUUCACUGCUUCAACCUUUUGAAAACUUUUCAGAUUGUGAGGUUUUUGGCAUUAGACGAUGAGAGUGUUGGACAUUUUCUUCAAUUUGUCAUUUUGAAUCUUCCAAACCUUUGGAUUUCUAACGGAGAUGGUACUGUUUUUUGGCUUGUUCAUAUUUUCAGACUCUCUCUCUCCCUCUCCCUCACCCUCACACACACACACACAAGCACACACAGAAUAUCUGAUCAAUUUUGCACACACACAUAUGCUGGAAGUUGAAAACUGAAAGCUAUACAUUUGUGAAAUUUCUCUUUGAUAAUUUAUGAUGUGGCUCAGCUACCUGAUCUGCCAUGUUAAUCUUCUUCAUAUAGCUCAAACACGCAGAUCCAACAGCUGUGGAAGCUUAUUUUGUCUUCUAAUUGCAUCUUCUGAACAGACAUCUGGUAAUAUGUACUCAAACAGAAAUAAUAUAUUAAAAUAAAAAUAAGUGUUUUUGUUUUUAUGUUUAAUGUGUGGUUGAUCUUUAAGCAUAGCUACAAUAAUGUCUGCAUUGUCUAGGGUCAGGACAGCCAAACUUCUAUUGCAAAAGCCCUCGGAGCUCCCAGAUAGAUCAAUUACAGCCUUCUUUUGCUUUUUUCGUCAACCCAGAAGCUUGAAUCUGAGGCUGCAAAAGCUCAGAUCAAAGAGCAGAGCUGAGAGGGUGUGUCUGAGAAAAUUUACAGGCUUUGCUUUUCAAAGCAGCACUGCGAAAAGCUUAAACGGAGCCUCCUCUGACAUAUUAUUACCGGCCUAUCUGUGAACGACGGUGAUAUAACAUAGCGUAAAAAACGCCUUUAUAUCUACCCCUUUAUGUGUGCCUCUGUAUAUAUCACUACAAAAGCCAAAGUACUGUGUAAUCGUCAUCAAUGCAAAGGACACCCACAUAUACACAGUCCACAUUCGCCCCACCCACCUGCUCACCCACAGUCCCUCUCUCUCUCCCUCUCCCUCUCCCUCUCCCUCUAAUUCAGAUUCCACUUAGUUUCUCUCUCUAAACACUUUCCCUCUCUAGAAACUGGGUGGAUGCUGGAUAAGAAAGAGAGCUAAAGGGGUGUUCUUGUUUUCAGUUUUGUUUCUGAGGCAUGAAAGUGCCAUGGAAUUGGAGGAUAUUCAAACUAAGUUCCCCAGGAUUGACCACAGUAACGGCAGGAUUGACUCAAACAAAAUAGGGCAAAAAGGGGAUGGGAAUUACCCAGAUGAUGAAGACGAUGGAGAGACCAAGAGGAACAACGGAGGUGGCGGCGGCAGAGAUUUUGGUGUUGGUGGAGUUGGUAGGCUUUGUGGGUGGCCGACAUCUCGGAUUGUUAGGGUUUCUCGAGCUUCAGGUGGAAAAGAUCGGCACAGCAAGGUUUUGACCUCUAAAGGGCUCAGGGACCGGCGUGUUCGCCUCUCCGUCUCCACGGCUAUACAAUUCUAUGAUCUUCAAGAUCGGCUUGGGUAUGAUCAGCCCAGCAAGGCUGUAGAGUGGCUUUUGAAGGCAGCAGGUAGUUCCAUAGCUGAGCUUCCUUCGAUUAACACUUCAUUCCCUGAUACUCCCAAACAGCUCAGCGAUGAAAAGAGGUCUAGUGCUCGUACUGAACAUGGGUUUGAUUCAGCUGAGGUGGAGUUCGACGGUGAUCCUAAUUUUCAGCAGCAACAACAGCAUGUUUCUUUGUCAAAAUCAGCUUGUAGUAGCAAUUCAGAGACAAGUAAAGGCUCAGGUUUAUCUCUUUCGCGGUCUGAAAACCGCAUUAAAGCUCGUGAACGGGCGAGAGAAAGGGCUGCAGAGAAGGAAAAGGAGAAAGAGAACGAUUCUAGGGUCGCCCAUCACCAGCAUGUGAACCCUAUUUCCCAAAAUUCUUCCUUUACUGAGCUUCUCACCGGUGGUCCAAACAGCAAUGUCGGUAACAAUAACAGUACCACCAGUCCAAAUGGGUCAGGUCACCAAAACCCUGGUGGUGGAGGUGAAUCUAAUUUAUUUCACAAAUCGCCUCGACAAUGGUCUUCAACUCCAAUGGACUACUUUGCUACAGGACUUCUUGGUACAUCCUCCUCCAGAACCCAUCAUUCAACUUCUGGGUUUUCCGGGCAUAUCCACUUGGGAAAUUCUCUCCCACAGGCAAUGGCCGUCUCUUCACCGUUCAACGUUACUGGAGAACACCAUUCAGAACUGCAGCAUUUCUCGUUCGUCCCAGACCAUCUCGUCCCAGUCGCGACGGCGGCUGGGACAAAUGACUACAACCGUAACUUCACCAUCUCUUCCGGCCUUUCUGGUUUCAAUAGGGGGACCCUUCAGUCCAAUUCACCGCCUCUGUUGCCUCAAAUUCAGAGGUUCUCUCCCGUAGACGGAUCAAAUGUACCACCCUUCUUCAUUGGGACCGUGACUCCUAAUGCUGCAUCUAUGGAGAAUCAUCAUCAGUUCUCACCUGGAUUUGAUGGCCGCUUACAACUUUGCUACGGAGAUGCUGGCCGUCAAUCAGACCAGAAGGGGAAAGGAAAAAACUGAGUUUCUCUGUCUUAGCCACUCUUCAUUUCUG